Dimorphilus gyrociliatus is the source of this 1208-nucleotide messenger RNA. The record is from the annotation of a GenBank genome assembly. Lineage: Eukaryota; Metazoa; Annelida; Polychaeta; Dinophilidae.
ACGACAGUUGCCAUUUUAAUCAUCAGCUGAGAAUGUCGAAAUAUUUUCUUUUAGCAUUUCUAUUUGUUGGAUGUUGUGCUUUAAAUGAUAGACCUAUUGUUGGUAUUUUAUUUCAAGAAGUUGACGACGAAGUAAAAGAAUAUGGAGAAUCGUAUCUAAUGUCAGCUUAUGUAACAUGGGUUGAAGAAUCAGGAGGACGAGUAGUUCCAAUCAAAGUAGGGGAAGAUGAGGCAUACUACAAAGAUCUAUUCGACAAGAUUAACGGGGUUCUUCUUCCGGGAGGUGCGGUAAGAAUAGAUAACUCAGCUUACGAAGUAGCUGCUGAAUAUCUCUACAAGUACGCUAUCAAGGCAAAUGACAACGGCGACUAUUUUCCAAUUUGGGGAACCUGCCUUGGAAUGGAGGAAUUAACGUUUCUAACAGCCAAAAAGGAUAUUAUGACACAAUGUAGUUCAGAAAACAUUACAGUACCAUUGAACUUUGUCAGAGAUUUUAAAGAAAGCAAAUUGUAUAAAAAUGCACCUGAAGAUGCUAUAAGAAUAUUAAAAAAUGAGCAUGUUACAUCAAAUUUCCAUACCAAUUGCAUCACACCAAAAGUUCAUGAAAACAACUAUAAAUUAAGUAAUUUCUAUAAAAUACUCUCAACAAAUAUUGAUAGACACGGAAUAGAAUUCGUUUCUAGUAUGGAGGCCUACGAUUAUCCAAUCUACGGCCUACAAUUUCACCCUGAAAAGAAUAACUUUAUGUUUUCUACCAAUAAGAAUAUACCCCAUACGUAUCAUGCAAUACGCAUAUCUCAGUAUUUCUCUAAUUUCUUCAUUAACGAAACACGAAAAAAUAAUCAUAAAUUUCCAACCAUCAAAGAAGAAGCUGCUGCUCUUAUUAAUAAUUUACGUACAAUCAUGCUGCCUCCUCCCGCCAUGCAUGAAGAUUAUUUCUUACCAAUUAAUAAAAAGAGUGCGACAGAAACAAAGUCGUCUUUUAACGACCAAUUUAGUUUAGGGACCAAAAAAGAAAGUCUGGUAUCAAUUGCUGGUGCUAAGUCGGUAGCUAUUUGGAUGGGUAUUGCCAUUUCUUGCAUAGUCGUAAUUGUACUCGUGCUAAAGAUAAAGACUAGUCACGGGAAAAACACAUCCGAAUAUGUUAAAUUAAAAAGUGAUGAAACUUUCUUAUUCGGAUCCAACGAGCAAAGAAGUUCAUUGGCCUAG